Messenger RNA from Tripterygium wilfordii, 1555 nucleotides. RefSeq names its product protein tas. NCBI's taxonomy places the organism in Eukaryota, Viridiplantae, Streptophyta, Magnoliopsida, Celastrales, Celastraceae. Bases 47 to 1300 code for a protein of 417 amino acids. The transcript is spliced from 8 exons. The record is from RefSeq and is a predicted model, not a curated record.
CCUUGGAUAAUCGAUAUAGGCAACAUUGGCUGAGGCCACUUCGACGAUGGCGUCCUCCACCGCCGCCUCUAUGUUCUCUGUCUCUCUCUGCAAAAACACCCGCGCCCACUCUCUCUCUAGCCGUGAUCUAACGCAGCGUUGGACGCCACCAAAUGGUCGAACAAAGCAGCUUCGGGGCUGCUCGUCCCGAACACGUUUCAGCGUCAUACGAGCGCAGACAAGCGCGUUGGAGUACAGGAAACUUGGAGACUCUGAUCUUGAAAUUAGUGAAAUUACUUUCGGAACGAUGACAUUUGGACAGCAGAAUACAGAGGAGGAAGCUCAUGAAAUGCUUAGCUACGCAGUUGAACGCGGCAUUAAUGCUUUUGAUACGGCGGAGGUGUAUCCUGUUCCAAUGAAGCAGGAGACACAAGGAAGAACAGAUCUCUAUAUUGGUAGCUGGCUGAAGUCUCAGCCCCGUGAUAAGGUUAUCUUGGCAACAAAAGUUGCUGGAUAUUCAGAGCGUUCAACUUAUUUGCGUGACAAUGGAAAGCCUGUGCGAGUUGAUGGUGCAAAUAUUAGAGAAAGUGUUGAGAAAAGCCUCAAGCGCCUUGGAACUGAUUACAUUGAUCUAUUGCAGAUUCAUUGGCCAGAUCGCUAUGUGGGAUUAUUUGGUGAAUUUUUCUAUGAUCCUUCAAAAUGGAGACCCAGCGUGCCAUUUGUGGAGCAAUUGAGAGCCUUUAAAGAAUUGAUUGAUGAGGGGAAGGUGCGCUAUAUUGGUGUUUCAAAUGAGACUUCAUACGGAGUGAUGGAAUUCGUUCAUGCAGCUAAAGUUGAAGGGCUACCAAAGAUUGUUAGUAUCCAAAACAACUACAGUUUGCUUUUUAGAUGUCGUUUCGAAGUUGAUCUAGUUGAAGUUUGUCACCCAAACAAUUGCAAUGUUGGCUUACUUGCUUAUUCGCCAUUGGGUGGUGGAGCACUAUCUGGAAAAUAUUUAGACACCAAUUCCGAAGCUGCUAAACAGGGAAGGUUUAACAUGUUCCCUGGCUACAUGGACAGAUACAACAAAUCAAUUGCAAGGGAAGCAACAGAAGAGUAUGUCAAGUUGGCCAAGAAGUAUGGCUUAACUCCCGUUCAGCUUGCUCUUGGAUUCACGCGAGAUCGCCAAUUCAUGACGAGCUCAAUCAUUGGUGCAACCUCUCUGGACCAACUAGAAGAAGACAUUGAUGCUUUUUUGACAGCUGAGCGGCCUUUGCCACCAGAAGUAAAUGCAAAUAUUGAAGACAUAUUCAAGAGAUACAAAGAUCCUUCUAUCUUGUAGAGGUCAUCAAAGCUUAUGAAAUGUACCACCAUUGUUUUGUACAUUUUUUUUUAUAUCCUUUUUAACUAUGGAGCUUCAUUGAAAAAGUGUUCUUUUCUUCAUACAAACUGCAUCCGAUUUAUGAAGAAGAUUAGUACUUAGCAAUUUGUUUGGGGAGGAGACUGACUUGUUGCCCGGUUCUUGGAUGGGCCAACAAAACAUGUGGUGUUGUACAACUUGAUAUAUAAUACAACUAGUUAUCCUCCAUUUGCUUUA